AAGGAGAUUUCAGAUACUUUCCAAGAAGUUCCGAGAGGAGAAAUAACCGGGACGUUGUCAUCUCAGCCUCCCUUUAGAUCCCUCAGCUUACGAGAAUUUUAUAUAUUUUUUUUUUACCAAAAUUUUCCGUUUCGAAGAAGCAACUUUAUUCUUUUAUUUUUAGCAUUUUCAACAAGUUUUACAAUUUUUUUUCUUUUUUUUACCAAAAUUUUCCACCUGAAGGCAAAAGUUUCUCGUUUCUACUUUCUAAGAAGCAACUUUUUUAUUUUUAAGAAAUUUUAAUUUCUGAAAAGAAGGAAAAAAAGAAUUUAAUUCCUGGAACGAUGGACUUUUAGAAAAACAUUUUUAGCCUCAAUUUUUUUUUUCUUGUAGGAACAUCACAAAGUUCUCAAGAACAUUUACAAAUUUUAUUUUUAAUUUUUCGGGAAGAUGACCUGUUGGGAGGUCCUCCUGCGCGUCGGUGUUUUUGCUGCCGCUUGGGUCCACGUGGUGCUGGCGGCUUUUGGAGAAAGAUCCCCGGCCGGCUACAAGGAGGAGAUUGUGUUUCCGGAAAAGCAGAACUCCAGCUUCCGCCGGGACUGGCCCGGGGACGAGGGCUCCUCGGAGAACCACCUGAGGUUCCGCUUCCGGGCUUUCGGAGAAGAGCUGGUCCUGGAUCUGGAGAGGGACCCCAGCUUUCUCUCCGAGGACCUGAUGGUGCAGUACUUGGGCAGGAACGGGCAGUCGGACGCCAGCGGGCUCGCCGAGUCCGGCAGCUACUUCACGGGGUCCGUCAAUUCCCACCCGGAGUCUAUCGCGGCGGUGAACUACAACGGCGCCUCGCUGCUGGGGGUGCUCCAGUACAGGGGCUCCGAGUACCACAUCCAGCCGUUGGAAGGAGGAGGGCAGAACAGCGCCGAGGGCGCGGGGGCGCACGUCAUCCGGAGGAAGGUCACGGAGAAGGGCCACGGGCCUAUGUGCAACGUGGGGCCGCAGGUUGCCAUGCAGGUGACGGGAGAUGCCAACGGCGGCAACGGUUACGGCGCAAACAAGAUGGCGUCCUCCAAAAGAUCUAAGCGUUUUGCAUCGCUGCCCCGUUACGUGGAGACUUUGGUGGUUGCGGAUGAGACGAUGGCCACCUUCCACGGAGCGGGCCUCAAGAGGUAUCUGUUGACCGUCAUGGCGGCUGCUGCCAAAUUCUUUCGCCACCCGAGCCUGAAGAACCCGGUGAAUGUGGUGGUGACGCGGCUGGUAGUGAUCGGGCGGGCCGACAAGUCCAACACCUACGGGGGGCUGAAGAUGACCUCCAAUGCCGCUGAGAUGUUGAGGAACUUCUGUGAGUGGCAGAAGGGGCUGAACAAACCCAAUGACUCUGAUUCAGAACAUUUCGACACGGCCAUCCUCUUCACCCGCCAGAAUCUUUGUGGAGUAUCCACCUGUGACACACUUGGCAUGGCUGAUGUUGGUACAGUUUGUGAUCCAUCAAGGAGUUGUUCCAUUGUUGAGGAUGAUGGUUUGCAGUCUGCUUUUACUGCUGCUCAUGAGCUAGGCCACGUCUUCAACAUGCUCCACGACAACUCCAAACCUUGCAUUGAAAUCAACCGCCCGGCCAGCAAUACCCGUCAUAUGAUGGCACCCGUUAUGUCCUACGUAGAUCCAGAAGAGUUGUGGUCACCAUGCAGUGCCAAAUUCAUCACUGACUUCUUGGACAUCGGCAACGGUCACUGUCUUUUGGACAAGCCUUCAGCCCCCCUCCGCCUGCCAGUCCCAUUCCCUGGAAACGACUACGAUUCCGACCGCCAGUGCCAGCUAACUUUUGGUGCCGAAUCUCGGCACUGCCCAAACCUGCACACCCCCUGCUCCUCUCUAUGGUGUACCGGGAGGAUCGAUGGGCACUUCAUGUGCCAAACCAAGCAUUUCCCCUGGGCGGACGGAACGCAAUGCGGAGUCGGGAAGACUUGUAUGAACGGCCGGUGUAUCAGCAAAGUGGAGAUGAAGGCCUACAACACUCCGACGAAUGGCGGUUGGGGUCCUUGGGGUCCAUAUGGCGGAUGCUCGCGGACGUGUGGUGGUGGAGUUCAGUUCUCCCACCGCGAAUGCAACAAGCCGGUCCCGAGAAACGGCGGGAAGUACUGCGAAGGGAAGAGGACUCAGUACCGCUCUUGCAACACACAGGAGUGCCCAACCGGCAAUGCGAUGACCUACAGAGAGCAGCAGUGUGCCGUCUACAACCACCGGACAGACCUCUUUAAGGGUUUCCCAUCGCCCAUGGACUGGGUGCCCCGCUACAACGGAAUCGCAGAGAAGGACCAGUGCAAACUCACCUGCCAAUCACGUCCUUUGGGCUACUAUUAUGUCCUGGAGCCCCGGGUGGCGGAUGGGACUCCAUGCUCCCCGGACUCCACUUCUGUAUGCGUACAGGGGCGCUGCGUCCACUCUGGCUGCGACCGAGUCAUCGGGUCUAAGAAGAAAUUCGAUAAGUGCAUGGUGUGCGGCGGGAGCGGCUCAGCCUGUACCAAGACUUAUGGAUCCUUUACAAAACCACGGUAUGGCUACAAUGACGUGGUCACCAUCCCAGCAGGUGCCACAAAUAUUUUGAUACGUCAGAACAGCGGGUCAUCCUCAACGAGCGACGGGGUCUACUUGGCCUUAAAAAGACAAGAUGGAACCUACGCCCUCAAUGGAAACUAUAUCCUGGUGCCAUCAGAAGUGGACGUUAACAUUGGAGGAGGGUUAACUGUACGGUACAGUGGGGCCACCAAAGCUAUGGAAACCAUUGUUGGACGCGGACCCCUGAAAGAGUCCAUUACUAUCCAGGCCUUGGUUGUCAGUGACCAGAGAGCCCCACGUCUCAAAUACACCUUCUUCGUCCCCAAACCAACUACCAGGUCCAUACCAGCCAAGAAACCGGCAGAAGACUGGAUGAAACGGAGGGCACAGAUACUCGAAAUUUUGAGGAAGACCAGAAACAGCCGCAAAUGAUCGGUAGAAGAUGUACUGGGACAUUUAUGUCUCGAUUCAGAGAGACAAGCUAGCACAUUCCAACCUAAUUUCUUUUUAGGUAGGAAGUUUAAGUGUUUUUCGCAGGCAGCAUCUUCAAGCUAUGCAUAUAAAGAACUGGACAGUACCACCUUUCACAAAACGUUCUCGAAAAAUAUCAAGAGCUGAAAUUAAUGGGCGACAUCCUGUAAAACCAUUUAACGGGCCAGCUUUGCAGCCAAGAUAUUAAGAAAUAUAUUGCAAAAGAGAGGUGAACAGAGGUGGUACAGAUGGUCUUGCCAAAAAAAAGCAUCAACGGACUGUUGUAUAGCUCGAAAAAGAAACAAAGGAAGGCCACCUGGACUCAAAGUAGACAUUGUUGAGUCUUUAAUAAGCCCGUGCUGUUGGCUGGUCCACCACAGGCGGCUCCCCUUUGGACUUUUCCCCUUUUGUCCUCAUUUGGCCAACUGUUAUCUUAUUGCCAAUGGACUUUGAACUACAAAGAUGAACUGGUGACCACAAAGACAGUCUUCCAUGAACUUUGAGAGUUAUAUGUGGUCACCGAAGUGUUCGAAAAAAAAAGGGGUUUGCCGUUGCUGAGGCAAUCAAAAAAAUUCAGCGUCAAACUCUACGGUAGCUUGUAAGAGGAGUUGAUUCCUCACUAUGGACUGAAAGUAGGGUCUGGAUACCCAUAUUAUUUAAUAGGAACAUAAAAUAAUUAGCUAGGAUAACUUUGUUGAUAACACAUCCCUGAUGGACAGCCUGGGGUCCACAAAAUCGAUAAGCUCUUCCCGUUCUGGAAUUCUCUUUUUAAGAGGAACCGGAAGAAGGGUUUGUGUUUUGGGAAUAGCUUUUCCUAGGCGUAGAAGUGAUCGAUGGGGGGGGGGGUUUGGAUGGACCUUGUUCGCUACCGUAAAGCCCAGCAUGAACAACACCUGGCGGUUCUGGCUAGACACUUGGUGCUGCUUAGUCACAGCAUGAGGUUCAAAAUCCAUUCUAAUUUAUAUGUCCGUUGUGCCUUAUAUAGUCUUCGAACGUGAGAUCUGGUGCUAAACAGGGCUCUCUCCAUCCUAAUCCAGCCUAGGUGGUUCUUUGCAGAUCUGCAGGUGAUCCUUUUAAAGGAACAUUGGACUAAGUUGUACAUCGAGGCUGGAGGGCCGAUGGAGAUCCUUGGUUUAUCCUCCUGUAAGGCCCAACAUGAACAACGCCUUGCGGUUUCGGCCAGACACUUGGUGCUGCUUAGCCACAGCAUGAGGUUCAAAAUCCAUUCUAAUUUAUAUGUCCAUUGUCCCUUAUAUAGUCUUCGAACGUAUGAUCUGGUGCUAAACAGGGCUCUCUCUAUCGUAAUCCAGCCUGGGUGGUUGUUUUGUAGAUCUGCAGGUGAUCCUUUUGAAGAACAUUGGACUAAGUUGUACAUCGAGGCUGGAGGACCGAUGGAGAUCCUUGGUUUAUCCUACUGUAAGGACAUAAGAAAACUUACUCUGGUGCUACAGAAACUCGAAAAACUGAAAAUUGUAUCAUACUUACCGUAAUUUUCCUUUCCUGGUGCCUAUCCGUGGCAGCAUACCUGUGAUAGA
Molecule: messenger RNA, 4535 nt
Organism: Rana temporaria (common frog)
Lineage: Eukaryota; Metazoa; Chordata; Amphibia; Anura; Ranidae
Gene: ADAMTS4
Product: ADAM metallopeptidase with thrombospondin type 1 motif 4
Exons: 9
Coding region: 430-2961 (843 amino acids)
Biological process (GO): extracellular matrix organization; proteolysis
Cellular component (GO): extracellular matrix
Molecular function (GO): metalloendopeptidase activity
Source: RefSeq, a predicted model, not a curated record